AUGGACGGUCAUGGAGGUACCGUGACGUCGACCUCGUCCCAGUGGAGCGGAUCGGACGGCUCUGAUCUGCCCCCGAGGGACGUUAGAUGCUCGCGAGGCCCGAGACGGCGAGGAUGGCGGAGAUUGACGGCCAUUCUCAUUGGGACCCAGCAUGAGGAGGAGGAUGAGCGGGGAGUUGAGGGGAGCUUGGGGAGAGAACGUGGGGAGGAGCACGAGGGAAGGGGGAACGAGGAGGGUGGUUCCGACGCGCAGAACCGCGGAGGCGGAGGGUUACCUUUGGACGAGCGUGACUAUAGCGGUGCUGAUUCCGCGGCUCUGAAUGAUUCGCACAGUAGAGAGUCACAAGGGUUCUGGCACUCGGCACAUAGCCAUUUACAUGGCGCGUCCCCAUUGGACCAGGUCGUGGUGGACACGUCAGCAGCACCCUCCGUGUCAUUUAGCGACGCACUCAUGAAAGAAGUCCUUCCCAGAAGCUUUCCCGAUGGGAGUGAGGGGGAGGGGGAGCUGUGGAGGAAAGGAGACGGCCUGAGAAAGGGUUUUAGAAGGGUGGGUCGGCGGCUUAUUCGGGCUGUGAAGAAGCGACCUGUGCUCAUGAGACGGCUAGCAGCUGUGAUACUCAUUUACAUCCUCCUUGCAGCCUGCAUGUUCCUCUCAUGGGCGCUCAUGCGCUCCUAUGCCACGUCAGCCCUCGCCCACGUGGGCCGCAGCACGCGGGCGCAACUGGUGCAGGGCGCAUCUGCAGGGAUGGGCGCAGCCCUUGCCAGUUUACCCUCCUCAACAGCACCUACACUUGAAGGAACCUUCAUUUCCUUCUCAGGAACCUUCCCUGGAGAAGACUCAUCGGGACACUUGCACACACACAUGCUCCUCGCUAGAAUCACCAAUAACACUCUUCUCUACACCGUCACUCCUUCACAACCCACCGACCCCAGCCUAUCCGACACUGCCAAGUCAGCCAGCCCUGUCGCAUCCGCUGCAGCACAGUACCUCGCUUCCGCAGUCCCCCCCUUUCAGCUCCUCUCCGCCUGCUUCUUCUCCCCUGACCAUGUCCCCCUGGGAAAUCCCUCAAACCCUAAUAACCUUGGGAACUCCGCAGCCCUGGGAAGCCUGGGGUUUAGUGGGGCCGCCAAUACUACCGCCGAGACUACCGCCCAAACCACCACCGGCGGUACCGAGCAGCAAUACUAUGUAGACGCAUGCCCUGUCAGUGUCAACGCCUCCGCCUCUAGCCUACAGGGGCUGGUUCAGCAGCAGCAGCAGCAGCAGCAGCAGCAGGGUGAUGGUAUGGUGGUGAUCUCCAUAGUGCCGUUGGCUCUUAUCCUCGCUCCUUUGGAUUCCGGCAGCGACACUGUCAGGGCGCUCUGCAUCGCCCUGCCACUGGUCGUCCUCGUUGUAGGCUUGCUGCUCGUCUGUGUGAACAGAUCCACGGACUUGGCUCAAUCCGGCCAAACGCUGCGACAGGAGCUGGUACGGCAACUGGUGGAGAAGCACAGGGUGGAGCAGCGCAGCAACCACAAGAGCCAGUUCCUCGCCAACAUGAGCCAUGAGCUGCGCACGCCCCUAGCAAGCAUCAUCGGGCUGCUGGACCUGCUGGUGUGCGAAAGCACUCUGGUUCUCCACGAGCUGCGCACGCCACCAGCAAGCAUCUUCGGGCUGCUGGACCUGCCGAAAUGCGACAGUACUCCUGUUCUGAACUUCAAGAUUUCAGGAGGCCAUGGUGCUGCAGAUCAAGCGCUCUUCUUCUCCCCUCCUCUCCUCCCCCAACACAGCCACGAGCUGCGCACCCCCCUGGCGGGCAUCAUAGGGCUGUUGGACCUGCUGGCGUGCGACGCGCUCUCCCCCGAGCAGGAGGCCAUGGUGCUGCAGAUCAAACGCUGUGCCUCGGGGCUGCUCGCCCUCAUCAACAACGUCCUCGAUAUUUCCAAGGUGGAGGUGGGAGCGUUGGAGCUCACUAUAGCGCCCUUCAGUAUAGUCACGGAGAUGGAAACACUACUGGACAUGUUUGCAGUGCACUGCAUCGGCAGCGGGGUGGACCUCUCAAUGGACCUAGCCGACGACCUCCCCGACAUGGUGCUGGGGGAUGCAAUGCGGUUCCGCCAGGUGCUCAGCAACCUGCUGUCCAACAGCGUCAAGUUCACGGAGCAAGGGUACAUUCACGUGCGCGCGUGGGUCGUGCACACCCCCAACACUAUCGCCAUGGUGAGGGAGGUCGUGAGAGGUCUGUGUGUGGGAGGGGUGGCGGAUACGGCUGCUGAAUCGGACGCAGAGGGGAGUGAGCUGGUGGAUAUAGUGAUUGAGGUGGGAGUAGGCGAGGGAGUGGGGAGGGAUGCGAGGGUGGAUCAUGGCGGACAAACGGGUGGGAUGGUAGGCAGAGGGAUGGAAUCAGGGUCAGCUGGGGCAGGUGUAGCUGAGGACAGCGCAAGUGCAGGCGCAGGGGAGGACACACCGGGAGAGGGCCUGUCUGGGGAAGGUACAUCUGAGGAGGUUCCACCUGGGGAAGGCCUGCCUGUAGGGGAGCGGCCAUCAGGCGAGCCUGCCCCGGACGACCGAGUGCUGAUAAUAUUUGAGGUGGACGACACGGGGUGUGGUAUACCACCGGAGAAGCGCGAGGUGGUGUUUGAGAGCUUCUCCCAGGUGGACGAGUCGGCCUCGCGCGUGCAUGCGGGGUCGGGGCUGGGGCUGAACAUAGUGAAGGGUCUCGUGGAGCUCAUGGGGGGUCACGUGGCUGUGGCUGAUAAGGACGGUCCUGGUGCUCUUAUCAGAUUUUCCCUCAUGCUGUCCCGCGUGCCCUCUCCUGUUGGUGCUGAUGGUCCUGGUGAUCGUGAUGGUGGUGCUCGCAUGGACGACCCAGACCUAUUGGCAUCGUUCAUUCCAAGGUGUGCGCGCCCGUUGAGCUCUUGGGUGACACAUACGCAGGUGCACUCCUGCGCCAAGUCUCUCCAUGGACCAAAAUAA
This is a messenger RNA of Closterium sp. Yama58-4, 2955 nucleotides long. The record is from the annotation of a GenBank genome assembly. NCBI's taxonomy places the organism in Eukaryota, Viridiplantae, Streptophyta, Zygnematophyceae, Desmidiales, Closteriaceae.